This is a messenger RNA of Aspergillus fumigatus Af293, 504 nucleotides long. RefSeq lists its product as uncharacterized. The record is from RefSeq and is a predicted model, not a curated record. Lineage: Eukaryota; Fungi; Ascomycota; Eurotiomycetes; Eurotiales; Aspergillaceae.
AUGUCUGUGACCAUUGGUAGUCUGUACGGCGAGGCUCAACGCAUGCUAGAGGACCUCGACCUUCUUCCGGGAUCGUCGGACGAGGCCGAAGAAGAUGAGGAAGAAACCGGAGAAGCAGAAGACAAAGAAGAGAAUACAGGCGUGACUGUAAGCCCAGCUGAGCAUACGCAAACAUCGUCCGCCCAGUCAGCAGUUGUCGUGCCUUCGCGGGCUCGUGCGCCUGCCCUGGCUCGGAGCUACAGGCGGGGUACGACGCGGGGUAUACCGUGGUUCGAGGAGAUGAUUGAGGGAAGUCGACUGGGCCGCAUAAUGAAGAGAAGGCGCGGUGUGGGGAUUAGUGAUGACAGCUCGACGACAAUAGAAUGGGAAGUGACCGAGUGGUUGGAUGAGGAUCCCAGUGAAGAAACACAGACAACGUCAGAAGAUGCGCGGAGCGCAGUAAAACGAAAAAGAGGACAUUAUGUCGACACUGAGGGACCCGGUUCGGCGACAAAACAAAUGUGA